AUGUUUUCUUGUUUCUGUUUCAGCAUUCAGGAUAGCUCCUUCAACACGACAGCUUCAGCAAAUUGUGAUGGGGAUUCAGACUGUGAAGAUCAAGCAGGCAGUUCCAGCCCCAGAGUUGAUGAUAACAAAGAAAAUUAUCUGGACAAUGCUACUGUUUUAGAGGAAAAGCAACUGUCUCUGCAAGAUACUCGGCAGCACCAGCGGCAGGUUGUCAUUGACAACACUCUAAAGCCUGAAAUGGGCAACUUAAAGCUAAGAAAACCUAGGCCCAUUGCAAAGCUAGAAAAUGCAAAAAGCCAUGAGGAAAGUCAGGAGCUGGAAAGUGCAUUGCCAGGCCUCUCAGAGUGGCAACAGAAGGCUGGAUCCUCAGCUAAGGACUCUACACAGAAUGUGGCUUUAAAAAGCCAGGAAGCAAUCGUGAGAUGGCAACCAAGAAUAGAUCAGAACACAUGCAUUUCACCAAAAGAAGCUACUGAGCAAUUUUACAGCUUAAAUGAGAAUUCUUUGUUGAAGCUACAAGCCCUUGAAACCGAUCUGUGCUCUGCAUUUCUGCCAACCCAGGAAGAAACUCCUCAGCUGCCAGCACCCAAGGAUCCAUCCCCUUCAUCAGUCCAAACCAGUGGCCAAGCUGAUGGGGCCAGUUGUGGAGAGCCUGUGCCAGCCCACAGAGACUGGCAGAAUGACAUGGACAGCAGCCCACAGGAACAUCACUCCCUGGGGACCAGUCGACUGCUGUAUCACAUUACAGAUGGAGACAACCCUCUUUUGUCACCACGCUGCUCUAUCUUUAGCCAAAGCCAGAGAUUUAAUCUAGACACAGAGUCUGCACCUUCUCCACCAAGUGCUCAACCUUUCAUGAUGCCAAGGAGUUCUUCUAGAUGUAACUGUGAAGAGUGCAAAGAACCUCAAACAGUAGCACAACUUACCAAGCAUCUUCAGAGUCUCAAGAAAAAGAUUAGGAAGUAUGAAGAAAAGUUUGAGCAAGAAAAAAAAUAUCUGCCGUCACAUGGUGACAAGACUUCCAAUCCUGAAGUUCUGAAAUGGAUGAAUGAUUUGGCGAAAGGUCAUAAGCAGCUCAAAGAGCUGAAACUCAAAAUGUCAGAAGAACAAAACUGUACCUCAAGAGCACCCCAAAGAAAUGGUCAUUGUGAAAGCACUGGGACCUCUAAUGAGGCUGAGACACAGGAGGCCACAAGCAUGGAACCAUCCUCAGUAGAAGAAACCAUGGACAGCGUUUUGAGAAGAUUAAAGGAGAAAAGACAACACUUUAACCUUCCUGAAGCUGUCAAGGUAACUAAGCAAGAAAAGAGUCUCAUGAAACCUCUUUACGACAGAUACAGAAUUAUCAAGAAACUUCUCGCAACUCCAUCUUUGAUCACAACAAUUCAGGAGGAGGAAGACUCAGAUGAAGACCAUUCUCAAAACAGCCAUGAGUUGUCAUCUGGCCCAGUAUCUUGCCUCCCUGUUGAUGAGCACCUGUGUUACCCUCAGGAGGAGAGUGAGCCUGCCUAUGUGUCACUUCUGGAUGAAAAGAAAGGUUUCAGGCAAACAGCCUUGUCUAUGUCCAAUUUACAUGAGGCAACAAUGCCUGUCCUGCUUGAACAUCUCAGAGAGACAAAAGCAGAUAAGAAAAGGCUUCGUAAAGCUUUGAGAGAGUUUGAGGAACAAUUCUACAAGCAGACAGGAAGGAGUCCUCAGAAAGAAGAUCGGGUGCCGAUGGCCGAGGAAUACUCUGAAUACAAGCACACGAAAGCCAAAAUUAGGCUCUUGGAAGUUCUCAUCAGUAAGCAUGAUAUUUCCAAAACGAUUUGAAGUUAAUGCAAUGCUGUGGUAUUGUUCUCUAGAAAAACAACAAGUAAACACACAAGUAAUGAAAGAGAGAAAGUAAUUUUACAGGUCUUGGUCUGCUGCACAGUUAUUUGACACACUGAGAUUUUUGAUGCACUUUACCAGUUAUGCUAGCUGGGAUGAGAGAGGAGAGGAAUAUGCAAGAAUAUUACGCAUGGGUGAGUGGACUAUAGUAUAUCUAUUUUUCCUUUUGAAAAAUCCUUGAAGUGCACUGUGAGAAAGUUAGAACUUAAAAAGGACACUGAAGUAUUGUAGAGUCUCAGUUUGACCUGCUUUUUAGAUUUAAAAAGUGUGAGGAAAU
Molecule: messenger RNA, 2149 nt
Organism: Chaetura pelagica (chimney swift)
Lineage: Eukaryota; Metazoa; Chordata; Aves; Apodiformes; Apodidae
Gene: FAM13C
Product: family with sequence similarity 13, member C
Source: RefSeq, a predicted model, not a curated record